AUGGCCGACGAUGAGAUUCAAGCAUUGGUAGCUGCGCAAAUCCGCCGCGAGAUGGAACAAGCGGAGCUGUCCACACGUCUUGAGAAGCGAUUAACAGACAAGACACAGACCACCCAAGACGUCGAAGACACGCGUGAAGCGGAAGAGGAGGAGAUAGCUGUUUCUGAUGCGAAGACGGAAGAGACCUGCAGUGCUGCUAGAUCGACGAAUUUGACACCAGUUGAAGAAAACGAGAGCGAUGACACUAAAGCAACCAGCCGGCUCUCAUCGCUUUGGAGCCGCGAGCAAACCUGCUCCAACACCUGUCCCUACACCUGUCCGCCAAACCACGCAGCCAUCCUCCGACAAGUAGCUCUGAACCUUUCCCGCACCAACAAGUACUUCAACGCGAUGGCAAGCGAACUGCUCGCAGCCAUCCAAGAGCUCUGGAUCCUAGACGGCGGCGGUUCCCUGGAGGCAGCCGCCGACUUGGUCAUCCAGGACGUGCUCAACCGAGGCCCGGCGUUCAACAAUCUCGAAAAGGUCGGCCACCAGACGGCUUGCGCGAUGUGGUUGCUGCAGUGCAUACGAGCUGGCAUCUACCAUCCGGCGAUGGAUCAAUGUGGUCAUGGGAGGGUGGUGGGGUUCAGUGCGUUAGAGCUUGGGGCUCUACCAUUCUCUGUCAGUGGUGCGCGCGUCUGA
Coniosporium apollinis CBS 100218 is the source of this 681-nucleotide messenger RNA. RefSeq lists its product as uncharacterized. Bases 1 to 681 code for a protein of 226 amino acids. The transcript is spliced from 2 exons. Lineage: Eukaryota; Fungi; Ascomycota; Dothideomycetes. The record is from RefSeq and is a predicted model, not a curated record.